AUGUGCAGUUCAUCUCGUCUCACCCACAAACAUAACUUCAAUGAUGGCUUAAAGCAUAAAUAUCUUGAGACAAACGACAAAGGAAAGCGCUUUACUUCAAGAUGUAAGAAAUAUGAUUUAUCCGCAACAUUAGGAUUUUAUGUCAUGAGUGGAACAUGUGGGGAUAGAAAUUAUAUGAAUUUAAUGCAAAUGGUUUUUGCCGUCCUAUAUGAGAGGAAACACAAUUUUAGCUACCAUCUAAGGAAUGGCAGCAUAACAAGACAAGACACAUAA
Molecule: messenger RNA, 273 nt
Organism: Clunio marinus
Lineage: Eukaryota; Metazoa; Arthropoda; Insecta; Diptera; Chironomidae
Source: the annotation of a GenBank genome assembly